CUCCGAGCUCGCCCCGUCCGCCUUUCUUUCUCCCUUUUUUCUCUCCCCUUUUCCUUUUCCUCCCUUCCAAGAUGGCCGAAGUGGGUUCCCCCUUUUAACGAUUUGGCGUCUCCUCGACCACCACCUCUUUGUGCUGCAGCCCCCCUAGACCCUGCUCCCUAGGUAGCGAGGGGGAGGGUCCGAGGCAACCGCGGGGCUUUGGGGCUCCGCGCUGGGGCGGAUCUCUGCCCCCCUAGCCCUCCCCACGAGUUAGAGCAGCCCCUGACUCUCCCCCAGUACUCCUUUCGGUCUGGGGAGGGGUCACUCUCGGUUUCUUCCGUGGGCACUGAGGCGUCGUGGACGCGCGAGGACUUCGAAGCCGGGAGGAAGGGGACGAGCUUUUCGAUCGUUGCGGGGUCGGAGGAGGGCGCUCUUCCCUGCUGGGCGCCGUCCUCUCGGGCACCUCCCCCAGUCGCUCCCUUUUCCCCCCAAUCCCGGGACUGGGCGCCCCGCCCCCUCCCCGAACCACCUCAGCGGAGCCUCUUUCUCCGGAACACCCCUCCUUGGGGCCCCGCUGAAAGUUUGGCUCUAGGGAAGGGUGACGCCCCCCCACCCCAGCACCAUGCAUCGGACCACACGGAUCAAAAUUACCGAGCUGAACCCUCACCUCAUGUGUGCCCUCUGCGGGGGGUACUUCAUAGAUGCCACUACCAUCGUGGAAUGCUUACAUUCCUUCUGCAAAACCUGCAUCGUGCGCUACCUGGAGACCAACAAGUACUGCCCCAUGUGCGAUGUGCAGGUCCAUAAAACCCGGCCGCUGCUGAGCAUCAGAUCUGACAAAACCCUUCAAGACAUUGUCUACAAAUUGGUCCCUGGGCUUUUUAAAGAUGAGAUGAAACGGCGGCGGGAUUUCUAUGCAGCCUACCCCCUGACAGAAGCUAAGCCUUCCCAGCUCGCUCCUUCUGCAGUCCCCAACGGCUCCAAUGAGGACCGUGGUGAGGUUCUGGAGCAGGAGAAAGGGGCUCUGAGCGAUGACGAGAUCGUCAGCCUCUCCAUCGAGUUCUACGAAGGUGUCAGAGACCGGGAAGAGAAGAAGGGCCCCUUGGAGAAUGGGGAUGGUGACAAGGAGAAGCAGACAGGUGUGCGCUUCCUGCGAUGCCCAGCAGCCAUGACUGUCAUGCAUCUUGCCAAGUUUCUCCGCAACAAGAUGGAUGUGCCCAGCAAGUACAAGGUUGAGGUUCUCUAUGAGGAUGAGCCGCUGAAGGAAUACUACACCCUCAUGGACAUUGCCUACAUCUACCCCUGGCGGCGGAAUGGCCCUCUCCCCCUCAAGUAUCGCGUCCAGCCAGCCUGCAAGCGACUCACCUUGCCCACAGCACCCACCCCCUCCGAGGGCACCAACACCAGCGGGGCAUCCGAGUGUGAGUCAGUCAGUGACAAGGCUCCCAGCCCUGCCACCCUGCCGGCCACCUCCUCUUCCCUACCCAGCCCAGCCACCCCCUCCCAUGGCUCUCCCAGCUCUCAUGGCCCCUCGGCCCCCCACCCCACCUCCCCAACUCCCCCUGUGACAGCCGGGGGGGCCACUGCAGCUGCCAACGGGGGCACCUCAAACUGCCUGCAGACACCAUCCUCCACCAGCAGGGGGCGCAAGAUGACUGUCAACGGAGCUCCUGUGCCCCCCUUAACUUGAGGAAAGGGACCCUCUCCCUCUUUUUCCAGCCAUGCCUCUCCACCCCUCCACUUUUUCUGGGCUCCCUUUUCCACCUCUUCUAUUUUCCCCAGCUCCUCCCACCUUAGGGGUGGGGGAUGGGUUUUAUAAAUAAAUCUAUAUAUAUAUGUACAUAGGAAAAACCAAAUAUACAUACUUAUUUUUUAUGGACCAACCAGAUUAAUUUAAAUGCCACAGGAAACAAACUUUAUGUGUGUGUGUAUGUGUGGGGGGUGGGGUGUUCAUUUUUAAGGGGUCUUGUGGAAUUCUCUCUGCUCUUUUUGGGGGUGCCUAGAGGUGGAAUUGGAGGGGCCACUUGAGGCCCAGUAUCACUCCGCCCCAUCCUCCUCCUGUCCCAAGACAUAUGGGGUGCUGAGGGGCCCCCACCAACCCCCAAAGCUUUAGGCACAACUCUAAUUGGCUGUGUAUGGGGCCCACUCUGUUUCUUUCCCCCUCUUGGCUGCUGUCCUACCCUUACCCUGACCAGUGCCCUCCCCCCCCCAUUGUUGAAUGUUCAGAGAAUAGCAAAGACAGUGCCUUUUACAAAUGCAGCCUAUCCCCUGGUUUUGAGGAGCAAGUGGACAGUGGAGAGGGCAUCUCCCUUACCUCCUCCUCGUGCAGUGGAAACUUUGUAUAAAAAAUAGAUAGUUUUGCCUCCCCACUCCCCUCGCCCCCAACGCCAUGUGUGUGGCCUUUGCAUCAUUUAUCUCGUGGAAAAGAAGAUUCAGGCCACAGGAGGCCUCAGCCCUUGAACUUCCCCUGUGGGGUUAACAUCGUGAACCGCCUCACUCCUACCCCUCUGCCACCCAGAAGCCUGCACUAGCAAGGCUGCUGGGGCAGUCUCUUUGGGGGCUAGAGUGGACAGGUGGAAGCGGGGUGACCUCAGAUAAGCACAGACCCCAGAUGUGGCCAAAGGCAAGCAGUCCUCCAGUCCCCUCCCCACCCGCAGCUGCGGCCAAGUCAGGAAAGAGCGACAGAGACAUCUAAAAGCACAAGACAGGCCAGUAAGGUCUGAGCUCUGCUCCAUCCUGGAGUCAAGUGGUCCACCCCCAAGGGGUAGAUCCCCUGCCCACCUGUCUUUCCUCCAGUGUACAUAGAUCCGAUCGGGGAGGGGAAGAGGCAGCACUCCCUCACAGCUACGUGUCUGGGGCCGGGCAUCCCCCGUGGGUUUGUCUGUGUUCGCACCUUGUCCUGUGUCUGAGGUGCUGUGGCUGUACCCUUCUCCCCUGGGGUGUUUGUAUCUCCUGGCUUUGUAAUAAAUGCUGCAUACUCUC
Messenger RNA from Bubalus bubalis (water buffalo), 2961 nucleotides. It is a transcript of the gene PCGF2, whose product is annotated as polycomb group ring finger 2. The coding region runs from base 602 to 1669 and encodes 355 amino acids. Gene Ontology annotation, molecular function: promoter-specific chromatin binding. Lineage: Eukaryota; Metazoa; Chordata; Mammalia; Artiodactyla; Bovidae. Gene Ontology annotation, cellular component: PRC1 complex. The record is from RefSeq and is a predicted model, not a curated record. The transcript has 10 exons. Gene Ontology annotation, biological process: negative regulation of transcription by RNA polymerase II.